Cherax quadricarinatus is the source of this 1963-nucleotide messenger RNA. RefSeq lists its product as uncharacterized. The record is from RefSeq and is a predicted model, not a curated record. NCBI's taxonomy places the organism in Eukaryota, Metazoa, Arthropoda, Malacostraca, Decapoda, Parastacidae.
GGGCAAGUAGGCGGAGCCUCAGACCACAAGGUUGGCAUCCUUCCCCGUCUGUCUUCCGGCUUCGCCUUCGUCCCAGCUAGUGCACCCAGCUUGGUAUCAGUGUCCGUCCAGGCUCACAAAGGACCGCUAUCAUCUCAUCUUCGUCCACCGUCGUCAAGAUGUCAUCAGCUGUGUGGGUAUUGGUCGUGUGCGUCGGGGUGACAAUGGCGGCUCCUGGAGUCUUUCACGAGGCUACCAAGAUUGUUAGUGUCCCUGUCAUCAGCGUACCACACAAGACCUUCAGCUUCAAUCACGAGGCAGUAGCUAGCUCUCGCCUGGACACCAGCAUUCCUGUCGCCACCAAGACCGUAGUCGCGCCUCCCCCAAGUAGUGAAGUCACUGUCUUCAAGACCCACUCAGGAAACUCUCAGUUCUUGGCAGCUCUUGACUCAGCUGGAGUGAGUCUUGCCAAUGCUCUGGGUAGGGCUGCCACCAGCCUCGGUGACUUCCUGAGCCGUUUGGCGAGUCCUGGAACCUACUACAAGACUGUCGAGGUUCGUCAACAGCCUGCCGUCAGUGUCGUGCAUUCCGCAUCCGCCGUUGCACCCGUCGCUGCACCCGCCGUUGCACCCGUCGCUGCACCCGCCGUUGCAGCCACCCACGAAGCCGGUAGCCACUUCUUGCUGAAGUCAAAGACGAAGACGGUGUACUAAGUCUGACCAGUCAAGUUGUUGUGGUGUCCUGAUCUUCCUCGUCUUGUGAGUUCCAUCACGCAAGUCGCAUCGAUGCUGCGGUUUCAGAUUUUAUAAAAUUGUGUUAGUUGGGAAGGGUUUGUGUCCCUUAGAUUCUACAAAUUAUGAGCAAAAUUUAAGCUGCUGGAGGAAGAGGUUGGGGGUCACACAACAACUGAAGAAGACCUCAGAGCUUAAAAGGAGAAGAGAGAAAGUUUUUCACUAUUAAGCGAGGUGGCUUUUUUUCCCCUUGAGUUUUGAUUCCAAGUCAAAAUAACGCUUGUAGAGACGAUCCACUGAUGUUAUGCUCUUACUGGAAUUUCUCUCUCUCUCUCUCUCUCUCUCUCUCUCUCUCUCUCUCUCUCUCUCCUCUCUCUCUCUCUCUCUCUCUCUCUCUCUCUCAACUAAAUACCAGAACUGGUUUCUCGCUAAGGCGAGGACUAGUGGCAAGAGGUUACUUUAGGGCUCAGAGGUCACAACAUACUGAGAUUAAGGUCAAGGUUUAGGUCAGGUCAGUUGAGAGCCUACAUAGUACAGGUCAGGCCACUUGGAAAAAAUGUGUAUGCACAAGUCAGGUCACUUGACAACCUAUGUAUGUAUACGUCACUUUUGAAACUGUGCAUGUAUUGGCCGUGUCAAUUAUGCACCUGUGUUCAGGUCAGGUCACAUAAAAACCUAUGUAUGUGCACUCCAAGUUGCUUGAGGCCCUGUAUAUGAGUAGACUCCAUGUGCCUACCUACUACUGAUUCCAUUUAUUAAUGUUGUUGCUGUUACCUAUGUUAAGUUUAUUUUGAGGAAGAGGAACAAAUGAUAAAUGAUAAGAAAAAUUAUUAGAAUGAGAAAUUAUGGUGAAAAGUGGGGUUGAUGAUAAUGACAACAGUGAUGAAGAAUGUGGAGAAGAUGGUGAUGUUGAUGAUGAAGACGAUUGUAAAUAAAGAACAAGAAAAUUAAUGCAAGGAAAAAAAAUCAGAUUCAUCUGCAAACACACAGCUGCAUUAUUUUCAAUCCCAACUUUAACUACAUGAGAUAAAUUUCCGCAAUAAAAUUGAAAGAUUGAUGGAUAUAUAGUCUGUUUGUGAUGCUCCAACUUUAAAUACAUUUGUAUCUCUUUACAGAAUACAUUUGUUCUUGUAGAAUACAUUUGUUUUUGUAGAAUACAUUUGUACCUCUUGUAGAAUGCAUUUGGUCUUGUAGAAAACAUUUGUUCUUUUUGAAUUCAUUUAUAACUUUUAUUUAAUAAAUUUGUAAAUCCA